UCUGCUGAACUUCCGGUGAAUAACUUUUCGACAAUGGCGUAGCUGCAAUGGACGUUCGUUGGCUGUUGCUCAGUCGCUUGGAAGUUUGCGGUAGCUUUAGAAUGAUCUGAUAUUUACUGUUGUGUUAUAUUCAAGCACGAAGUGAUGGAUCUGGUGCAGCGGGUGUUCACAUUUCUCACUUUUUUUGUUUGCUGCGGCUGUUUAGCGUUCCUCACAGUGUCACUUGCUACUCAGGAAUGGAUCGAGGCGAAGCCAGUUAUGUUAGUUUAUGUGAGCAAUAAUUCUAUACAACAAGCUGAAAACGAAGGGAAGUUCAAAGGAGAAGUGUCUUUUGGACUAUUUCAUGGCAAAAAGACGCUUAAUUAUGGACUGGGUCCUAGGCACUCAACUUUCAGCAUUAAAGAAGAGCUGCAGAAGAAUCCGACGCUAAUGGUCUUCGGCCUGUGGCUCGUGACUGUGCUGGGCAUUUCCUUGGCUGUUGUUUUCGGGCUCGUGAGCUGCAUUUUUGCGAUCGUCAACUCUGUGAUGACACCCGUAGAAGCCAUCACGGGAAGGGCCGGCCUGUACCUGUGGAAUACUGUCGGAGGUCUGUUUUGCCUGGUAGCGAUCAUUUCCUGGGUGGUGCAGUUCUACCUCAAGCUGAGCCACAACGUUAUGACUCAGGACGAGCAGAAUGACAAGUGGACUUCUGAAGGGCGGGCAUCGCUGGGCUACAGCUUUUAUUUUUUAGUGGUAGCCCUUGUGCUCUUUUCACUUAAUGUUUGCAUAUUGGUGGUGGCCAGUUUGCAGCCAUGGGGCUGGAAGAAGCCCAAACACAUCACGCCCAAAAAUCCUGAGGGUGUCAUCAUGCUCUACUGAUAUCACUGCCACCUACAAGUCGUCAGUCAUCGGGCAGCAAUCGCAUUUUAAGGUCAACGCAGCUACGUAUUUAGGUGCAGUGUCAAAAACUGCCCUUUUAUCAAUGGGCCAGGAUAAUGUAAUGAUUCUAUUCCUUUUCAUAUGGUCCAAGCAGUGCAGUGCCUGCAUAAUCGCCAGGAUUGGCUAGCCGUGGGCAGUGGAUAAGAAAAGAAGAGGUCAUUACAUUAUACCAUCCAUGGCUUGAGAUAUUGGUGCUUUGCAGUGGCCUUUGCUUGUGCAAGGUAGUUGCAUACAUAAUAUUGUCUCAAGUUUAAUUUUUGUAUUAAAUGUUUCGGUAGCUUUGAUAGUGUUUGUAGGCUUAAACAAUAUUGCAGUUAUUGCUGUGUACUGGUGGCGUCUAGCUGCCUUGAUUAAUAGUAUGUAAUAUUGCUUUCAAACGUUACCUUAUGCUUUGCAGUAUACCUUGGAACAGCGCUGACAGCCAAGCUUAUUGUAGAACAGCUUGUAAUCACAGUAGGAACCACAUACCUGCAGAUAUCGUCAUGCGCCAACUUCACAUUUCAUACUGUCCAAGUGCAAAUGGUUGACUUUUAUGCUGCGAGGCCAUUUUGUAAAUCUCAAAUGUUCCAGACGACUUGUUCAACCUAGCACUUUUUCAAUUUUUAGUAGUUCCAAAGUCAAGAAGUUUUUCUGCCUGUAGUAUGGCUUGGCAGAGGAGGAUGUGAACACUUGUGCCUUGUUUCAACGGGUCAGAGAAGGGUGUUUGUACAUUGACACCAUAUUGCAACAAAGAGCUCAUGCUGGAAAAUUUCAUGUUGCAAGUAAUAGCUUGCUCAGUUAAAGUGUGCUGUCAAGUUGCAUUUAAAAGGCACCAUACAAUGCCUUUCUUGAAGCCCACAGUGGAAACUGAGUGAACACAGUAUUGUUCUAAAUCUUCUCUGUGCACUGAUAAUUGCAUGAAAGGUGUCCGUCCAAGUGGAGUUGAUCUUCACAAAGCUUCAAGAGCAUACGAGUAGCAUGUUCUAAUGACAUUUUCACACUUGCUCUUAAGAGUGCACUUUUUUUUAUACCGUGAAAGUCCACCAGACAAAGGUGCCAUUUUUGUACCAUGUACAUUCCAUCUCACCUAUUUAAGCAUACUAACGUCUGCCUCCAAUUUUCAAGGCACAUUUUUAAUGCUAGCUUUCAUAAUGUUUUGAUACAGUUACGUAUUUACAUGCAAAAUAAAGUUUGUACAUUUUGCAUCAA
Molecule: messenger RNA, 2106 nt
Organism: Dermacentor andersoni
Lineage: Eukaryota; Metazoa; Arthropoda; Arachnida; Ixodida; Ixodidae
Product: clarin-2
Source: RefSeq, a predicted model, not a curated record